AGAGGUCCAGUCUAGCCCCAGGCACCAUGUCUGACAGCGAUCUGGGUGAGGAGGAAGGCCUCCUGUCCCUGGCAGGCAAGAGGAAGCGCAGGGGGAACCUGCCCAAGGAGUCAGUGAAGAUCCUUCGAGACUGGCUCUACCUGCACCGCUACAAUGCCUACCCCUCCGAGCAGGAGAAGCUGAGCCUUUCAGGACAGACCAACCUCUCAGUGCUUCAGAUAUGCAACUGGUUCAUCAAUGCCCGGCGGCGACUGCUCCCGGACAUGCUUCGGAAGGAUGGCAAAGACCCUAAUCAGUUCACCAUUUCCCGACGAGGGGGGAAGGCCUCAGAAGUGGCCCUCCCCCGGGGCAGCAGCCCCUCCAUGCUGGCUGUGUCCGUGCCGGCCCCAGCCCCCACCAACGUGCUGUCCUUGUCAGUGUGUUCCAUGCCACUCCACUCAGGCCAUGGUGAGAAGCCCAUGGUACCCUUCCCACAGGGGGAGCUGGAGCCUCCAAAGCCUCUGGCCACCCCUGGUAGUACACUCACUCUGCUGACCAGGGCUGAGGCUGGAAGCCCCACAGGGGGACUCUUCAACACGCCACCCCCCACCCCCCCGGAGCAGGACAAGGAGGACUUCAGCAGCUUCCAGCUGCUGGUGGAGGUGGCACUGCAGCGGGCCGCUGAGAUGGAGCUCCAGAAGCAGCAGGACCUGGCUCCCCCAUUGCUGCGUGCUCCCCUCCCUCUAGUCUCCGAGAACCCCAAGUAGGCAUGGCCGCCAGGCUGCUGGGGGGAAGGGGGUGCCUUCCUGGGCUCCCGGCCCCCUCCCUUCUGCCCAGAGGGUUUUCUGCAAUCACUGCCAAGCAUCCGGUCAUCUCCUCUGUCCAGAGGUCCUCAGCAGGAAGAUGCAUUGCGACCUCUGCUGACUGCCAUUGUCCAGGUCUCAGUCCGGAGACCUUGGGGCAGGAGACAGGCAUGGUGCUGCUGCUGCUGCUUCUCCAGAGUCCCUGGGGUGCCUCGUCCCGCUGCCUUCCUGGGCUGGGCUGGAAACCUGCCAAGCUCAGGCUUCGCUGGUUGUGCCUCACUGUCCAGCCAGUUCGCACAUUCCAAGUGGGACGAGAGAGAAUCCAGAUGAUGUCCCACACCGACUCCAGUUGAAUGUGUUUAGGUUUUUGCUAAACUUCUUCCCUCUGUGCUGUGGUUGGUGCUGGUGGCAGUUGCACCCUGGGAGCCCGGCACGGUCCGUGGUACGCUGAGAUGCCCACCUAGGCAACCACAGUGUAUCGGAAGAUUUGUAUUUGGGGGACCAGCUCAAUCUCUGCGGCGGUGGGAAAUUCCAGAUGGUGGUUUUAUUGUUAGCUUGGUUUACCAAAUAAGGUGGUGGGGGUGGGGCAGGGGUGAAGGAAACCACAGUGGACAUUGGCUUUUCUGCACCAGGCACAGAAGGGGAGAAUCCCCAAAUCUAGUGCUUCGAUCACAUAGAGCAGAAGAGAAAAUGAGGGGUUUGUUUUGUUUUUACUGUAUUGGGAUAAGGGUUAGACUGAAGCCGGGGGCAUAAUUUUCUUUAUCCCUUUUCAGUGUUUCCCCCUUUACGUUGCGAAAGCUUUGCCCGGCAGCCUAGGUUUUGGAUUCCUUUAGGUACUUGGGGAGUGAGCCCUCUGCUGGCAAGGAAGCCCGUGCAGCGCCCACAGCCAGGUGGGAAGCUUCCGGAGGGGGCAGGGUCAGUGCCUGCAGGGGCCUGGCCUCUGCCUUCAGAAGUGACUGCGCUGGAGUGGGGUGGGGAAGCUCAUCUUGGAGCCCUGAGUGCCUUCCUUCCUUUCAUCCUCCUCCAAAUUGCAGCCGCCAGGGCCCUGCCUAAGUGACCCAAUAAAUAGAUCCCAGUUGAUCUUCAGCUCCCCUCCCCCCCUUAUUUUGCUGUUUUAUUGCUGAUAGUUUUCAACAGCAGUAUACCCCAUCUUUAUGUAUCCUAAGAAACACUAAUCCUAGGUUUUUUUUAUUAGCCCAAAUAUUUUUUUGUUCUAAAUAACAUUACUGGGCCAGAAGGUUUUUGAGGGCUCCUGACCUGUAGGUUCAUGGAAGCUGGUAGGUUGGGUGUGAGGGGAAGGGAUUCCUGGGUACUGACGGGUGGGCCUCAGCAGGAAGGACCCUGCUGGCCUCAGGGGCUCCUGUACGUCUCCUUGCUGUGGGAGUGGUGAGUUCUGCCUGCCUCCCUUUCUUCCUCAUGCACCCCAGGGGAGCAGGAUCCUCACCCUCCAGAAGCUUCUCUGGAGAAGGUUAGCGGAGUUCACAGCUAUGCCUACCUGGAAGGCUGGAUCCUAUAGGUGACUAGGAGUGGGCCAGACUGGGUGGGACUUUCCCCAUGGAGGUGCACUGAGCAGGAGGGCACAGGCCAGGGAGCCACGCUGCUGAAAUACUUGGCAUCCCCGUGGGUAGGAAGUGGGCGUCUUGGGGUGAGGCAGCCCUGCUUAGGUCUGGUUGUAAGGUAAGCCUGGAGGAGAAGCACACUUGUCCCACUCAAUUAUUUGAGCAAAAAACUACUGUAAAUAACUUGUUUUUGUCUUCUGUCAAAUAAAGUUUUGUUUUUAAUUCUGAAGCAGAGCCGAGCUAUGAGCUGGUCCUGUGGCUCUGGAGAGGCAGGCAGGUGUUACUCUGCCUUGAGCUAGCUUACUCUAGCGUAGGCAGCGCCUCGCACUUA
This is a messenger RNA of Dipodomys ordii (Ord's kangaroo rat), 2672 nucleotides long. RefSeq names its product TGFB-induced factor homeobox 2 (gene Tgif2). Bases 27 to 746 code for a protein of 239 amino acids. Gene Ontology annotation, biological process: regulation of transcription by RNA polymerase II. Lineage: Eukaryota; Metazoa; Chordata; Mammalia; Rodentia; Heteromyidae. The record is from RefSeq and is a predicted model, not a curated record. Gene Ontology annotation, molecular function: DNA-binding transcription factor activity, RNA polymerase II-specific; RNA polymerase II cis-regulatory region sequence-specific DNA binding. The transcript has 2 exons.